This is a messenger RNA of Trichoderma aggressivum f. europaeum, 495 nucleotides long. RefSeq lists its product as uncharacterized. Gene Ontology annotation, cellular component: cytoplasm. The record is from RefSeq and is a predicted model, not a curated record. Bases 1 to 495 code for a protein of 164 amino acids. The transcript has 5 exons. Lineage: Eukaryota; Fungi; Ascomycota; Sordariomycetes; Hypocreales; Hypocreaceae.
AUGGAUCCCUUGGAGAGCAUGUCAACUGGAGGGCCGCUGCCCAAGGACUUCAACGCCGACGAUGCGAGCAACAUGGAGGAUAUGGAGAAGCAGUUUGCCGUCAAAGUCGUGCAGCACAUGGCAACCUACUGGGCCAUUCUCGAAAAGGUCAAGGGCUCCGGCCUGCGACUGACCAAGAUCGACGACGAAAUCUACGACCACCUCAAGGAGGCCUUCCCCGAGUUCGACCCCGCGGCCACGAUCGACGAGGACCAGAUGAAGAGCAAGACGGGCAAGGAGAGGUGGCGCGCCUUCAUGAUGAAGUACGAGAAGAAGGUGGACGACUACAACUUUGGCACCAUGGUGCGGAACAACGCCAAGGGCGAGUACGAGCAGGACACGACCAUUUUCGUCCCCAGGAUGCAGUUUUACGCCAUUGAGAUUGCCCGAAACCGAAGCGGCCUCAACGACUGGAUAUACGAAAAGGCUCAGGAAGAGAAGAAUAGCUCCAAAUAA